AACGCAGGGGGGAAGAACGAUUCUGGUUUUUUUUUUUUUUGGCCUCUAACGAAUUUCAUCAUCCAAAACCCAAGAACCAGACGAAGCCUUUGGUCAAAGAGGCAGCUGAAGAAUUGGGGUCCUUUUUCAGAAUCCAAUAAUGGCGAAUUUGUACGUGAAGGCUGUGCAGCCGCCGGAUCUGAAUCGGAACACCGAGUGGUUCUUGUACCCGGGAGUUUGGACGACGUAUAUACUCAUCCUCUUCUUCUCCUGGCUCCUCGUUCUUUCCAUCUUCGGUUGCUCUGCCGGCAUGGCUUGGACCAUCGUCAAUCUCGCCCACUUUCUUGUUACUUAUCACUUCUUUCACUGGAAGAAAGGAACCCCAUUUGGUGAAGAUCAGGGUAUUUAUAAUGGAUUGACUUGGUGGGAGCAGAUAGACAAUGGAAAGCAGCUUACACGCAACAGAAAGUUUUUAACAGUUGUACCUGUCGUGCUGUACUUGAUAGCCUCACAUACAACAGACUACCAACAUCCUAUGCUCUUUCUCAACACCCUUGCAGUGAUUGUGCUUGUAGUUGCAAAGUUCCCCAACAUGCACAAAGUCCGGAUUUUCGGAAUCAAUGGAGAUACGUGAAUCAGCCUCCUGUUAAGAUCUCAAGAUUAGAUGAUGAUGGUUUUGGCCGGCUCAAAAAGCCACUGAUCCUUCUCAUAUAUGCUCAAUGUUUCAUCUUUGUAUAGAAAUAUAGAAGGAGAUUUGGAAAUGUAUUCUUUUUCCUGCCAGAAUGUGCUGUCUGACUGUAUUUACAAGCGCUUUUUGUUUAUGACAGAAUAAGUGGGUAUCGAGUUGUCUUUGUACAGUGGGGAAAUCGUAUGUAUGCGGAGAAGUAUUAUGCUUUUGUUUGCUGAUUACGUGUUUAAUCUCCAUGCAACUAUCUUAUGAUAUUGAUUGGAAAUUGACUCAAAGCUCCUUUCUCCCCUUUUUUUUCUCCUGCUUGAUAUAUGCAUAUGUAGUCAAGUGAAGCAUGGCUUUGUCAGAGUUUUUUUUCUUUGAAAAUAAAAGCUACCUUCCCCU
Rubroshorea leprosula is the source of this 1051-nucleotide messenger RNA. NCBI's taxonomy places the organism in Eukaryota, Viridiplantae, Streptophyta, Magnoliopsida, Malvales, Dipterocarpaceae. The record is from the annotation of a GenBank genome assembly.